Molecule: messenger RNA, 1122 nt
Organism: Cladocopium goreaui
Lineage: Eukaryota; Dinophyceae; Suessiales; Symbiodiniaceae
Source: the annotation of a GenBank genome assembly
AUGGAAAGAGAUGGAUGUGAGCCUACGCCGCCGAUUCUUCAAAUUCUUCGACGUGCAGUAGCUGAGUUUGAUGUAGCCGAUGCCUUUCCGCUACGGUUGCUUUGCAGAGAUACCUUGAGGAUGGUUGGAGUCCUCAAGAAAAUUAUUCUCAAGUCAGAAGAACUCCUGAUCAUGGCUGCAGACCCUUUGAAUGAAUGUACAGUUGCAUCAAAUGGAUCAGUUGCAUCGAACUUUCCGCUUCUAGAAGCGGAACUUGCGGAUGCAUCAGAGGGUUGUAAUCUGCAACCAGUAGGGGGAGUCAUGCUUCGUUCCUUGAUUUUGCUUAGACGGCUUGUCGUCAAGCUGUCAGAAAUCGAGGACGAAGGAGUCAAAGCAGUUGUAGAGAACCUGUGUAGGCUUGAUUCUGCAAUCACAACCGGCCGUUUGGCCACCUUGCAUGCCUUUGCCGAGCGCGUGCGCGCUGCAACAGCAGAAGCUUUUGCAGUGAACAUGCUUCUUUUGUCUCGAAUUCUCAGCGACUUUGAGACGGAGCUGAUCCGCAUCAACGUGGCGGAAAUUGAAUAUGCAAAAUUUUGCUUGGCAUGUCCGAGGAGCAAAGUCGUUUCUUUAGAAGCCAUCCUUGCUGUUGAACAUGGUGGUGAUGAAACACCCCGUAGGCCAAACCGGCGAUGGCUUUGGGCAGAGCUGGGCUUGGAAGAAGAUGGGCUUGAGCUCUGGUCAGUGCAAAGGCUCCGACUGGAAGCCCAUUUACCUGAUGUUAAGAGGCAAGUGCUCUUUCAGCAGCGCUAUGCUCUUGCUUGCCCUGGUGACAAGCGAAAAUUUCUGGCAGCCAUGGGUUAUGGCCGUUCCUUGAAGGUCGCCCUACGAGCGGAUUGGCCGGUCAUGGCCAGAGAGCAGAGCCACCACAAUGCUGGGGUGAAAAUCGAUGCGUUUUCAGAAGCUGGUGCCUUGCUGCACAGCAAAAUAGUGCUGUGCAGGGCAGGUCCGACUUGCAGCACGCUACCAAGUGAGUGCAGAUGUUCACAAGAGAAGCAUCGAGAUGUAGCACCCGCGGAAAAAGUGCUUGGCCGCUUGGCAGUUUGCAUCCAAAGAAGCCUGCGCUUCGUCAUCUUCGGCCAACAU